Messenger RNA from Annulohypoxylon maeteangense, 918 nucleotides. RefSeq names its product methylated-DNA--cysteine S-met. Gene Ontology annotation, biological process: DNA repair. Lineage: Eukaryota; Fungi; Ascomycota; Sordariomycetes; Xylariales; Hypoxylaceae. Bases 208 to 696 code for a protein of 162 amino acids. Gene Ontology annotation, molecular function: methylated-DNA-[protein]-cysteine S-methyltransferase activity. The record is from RefSeq and is a predicted model, not a curated record. The transcript has 2 exons.
GACAUCGCGUUAUGAGUCAAAAAACCUUCCAAUCUCCAUUGUUAAAUAUAUCCCCACCUCCUAACCAUCAAUAAUCAUUCAACUCUAGAAUCACCACCCGUGAUCAGAAUUUUAUCAUCAGAAUUUCAUCACCAAGAGGCUCUAGCUGAUUUAAACCCCUCAUCUCUGCGACUCUCAACUGUUCUCUUUUUGGAAAUAAAAGACGAUAUGGCUGUAGGAAUGAAACGCAAGCGUACAGAUGAUGCCGUAGAUGCUCCUGCACCAGUACCACAGAAGAUAGUCAAAUCCCGACCAAAGCGCGCGGCUCUCAAGACAUCCCCCUCCGUCCCCGAGGACAUGGAAGCCCAACUCCAGCGCAUCGCGGCUUCAGAGCGCACGGCUUUCGAAAAGAAAGUGUGGAACCUCCUAUGUCAAAUCCCACGAGGCCAAGUCUCAACCUACGGGCUCCUCUCAGCCCAUCUCAGCUCGUCUCCGCGUGCAGUCGGGAACGCCCUGCGGCGUAACCCGUUCGCGCCGGAAGUCCCGUGCCAUCGUGUCGUGGCCACGAACAAGACCCUCGGCGGCUUCAAGGGCAAGUGGCCUAAGGACGGCGAGGGCAUCACCAUCGACGAGAAGCGGAAGCUGCUGCGUGGCGAGGGCGUCAAGAUUGAUGAGAAGGGGAGGGUUCUGGGGACUCCGUGGGCGGCUUUCGUUUAGUCUGAUCUCUGCGAGUUCGGAGAUUGGGGUCAGGGAAAAGUAUGUGUGAGUUGUUUGUUGGCGUGAGGGGUUUUUGGGUUUCUGUUGGUGCCUUGGAAGGCUUUGAAGUUUAUUAUAUUGGAUUAACAUUACGAGUUAAGAGAUGGGAUGGAUGGAUGGAUGGAUGUCGCUAUCAGCGGGGUAUGGGGGAGGUUACUGGUUGGUUUCUCACAUAAUUCGGUC